Messenger RNA from Amoebophrya sp. A25, 1530 nucleotides. Lineage: Eukaryota; Dinophyceae; Syndiniales; Amoebophryaceae. The record is from the annotation of a GenBank genome assembly.
CGACGCAGCUGAGAAAGAAGAUGCUCAUCUUUUAAGGGCUGACGAAGGGCCCAGCAGCAGCAGGAACAAGAAUCCAGUAGGAGAGACGUCCGCGGAUGUUGUCGUCGACGAUUUCAGAGCAAAAGACGUCAGCGAAAACCCAGACAUUGACCGUGAGAGGGCCGAGAACGGAGAACGCAUGAUUGACAGCGUGUCGCGAAGACGUCGAAAUAGUUCGAUGUUCCUCUUCCAGCUAAAUCGUGACUUCAAGUCCUCCAGUCGUCCUACUGGAGCAGAAGACGAGGCACAGGCUGCUACGGAUUCGGGGGAACAGCGAGGAUCGGCAAAGUCAACUCACAGAAAAAGCAAGAGCGAUUCCCUCGCGAAUGUGGUCGCGGCGAUGCGUCUCGCGAGGCCAGGCAGCAAGUCUUCGCCAAAAGCAGAGGAACCUUCAGCUCUGCUGGGGUUUGAUGCCGGUGGAGGUGGCUUCGGAACGAGUGGCGGCAGCAGGAGUAACGGAAAGAGUCGGAGUCCUUCAGGGGUAGGUCAACUUGAGGACGAAAGUGGCGCGGAUCGUCCAGGUGGACGCGGGAGCGGGGAAAGUCGUGCUUCCAAGCGCUGGGGAAGCAUGCACUUGUUGAUUCCACCCUCCACCAUGCUCGGCACAAGCACGGCGGAGAGCACAUCCGGCAAGGGAUCGUCAAGCAGGCCACCGUCAGCACCGCGAAAGCCGACUCCAAAGUCGGAAAGGACUAGCCCGAUCGAAGAAAUGGGGCACAUUGAUCUCAUCGGUGGAAGCAGUCGCCGAAAAAGUGCGCUGAAUGCUUCGCCGGAAGGAAUCAAAGUGUCUAACAUUAUGGCUAGAAGGAUAAGGACUGCAUAAAGACCGACAAGAAGAGCAAUAGAAAUUGGAUGAGUCUGGUCUCGGUAUUCUGUUCGCCGUAAAGCCCUGUCGUUGCUGUAUAAUGGAAAUAAGAAUAAUUCAGCUUUACAUUUACUCAAGAAAUGCUAGGACCGAAUCUCAUAUCAAAUCGGUAGUCAUCUGGUUAUGUCGGACUUGGAUGUAUUUGUGUUGCUUCAUCUAACCACAGUUUGAGCAAUUACAGCAGCGGCAACAAUCUCUCGUCUUCUGGCGUUUCCGCGUCACAAGGUGUGGGGCAGCCAUGGGAAAAAGCGCAGUCCGAUUCACUGGGCGGACACGCGAGUAGAAGUACAAGAUCCGCUAGUAUUCACGUGACUCCGUCUGCGUCGACGGCUAGUACUAGUAGCGGCCAGGCUCGGCGCCAAACAGUGCAACAGCCGAUGGCUCCACUUGCGUCGGCAGGCCACCAGGUCCUGUCGCAGCCGGGUAACGAAAUUCGUCCUGGUGGGGCUCUUUCUCUGGAACAGGAGCAGAUUGGCAACAGUAUCUCCACCACAAAUGAUCAUAGCGGAGGUGACGGGGCGUCGAAGUCAUGGUUGGAAACCACCACAGCUGGGAGUGUUGUCGGUUCGAGGAAAAGCAUCGAUAUUGGUCAGCUGGAGCAAGCAGCGCGACUGCGAGAAGAGCGG